Coccinella septempunctata (seven-spotted ladybird) is the source of this 1117-nucleotide messenger RNA. RefSeq names its product DNA translocase FtsK-like. Bases 262 to 1017 code for a protein of 251 amino acids. The transcript has 3 exons. Lineage: Eukaryota; Metazoa; Arthropoda; Insecta; Coleoptera; Coccinellidae. The record is from RefSeq and is a predicted model, not a curated record. Gene Ontology annotation, molecular function: structural constituent of cuticle.
CAUUGAGUGUCCCAUCUCACCUGUUACCAUUUCUGGUAUACUCCCCUCGUUCGCACAAACGAAAGAAAUGGUAAUUAUAACCGAUGUGAUUACGGCUAUUGAAAUCCACAAGGAUUUGGCAAUGGGUCUAUGAAUUCUUAUUCCGUGGUAUAGCGUAAGACAAUAUGAAGUUCACGGUAACUCCCUGGGUGUGGAGAACGGUAUAUAUGGGUGAAAAUUUGGUAAAUAAGCCAUUGUGAAUUUGAUCAGCAAGUAGGCAACAUGUUUUCGAAACUGGUAGUGGUAGCUUUGUUCUUGGCUGUAGCAAACUCAGCCUACACCGGACCACUAGCUGGUGGUGGACAACCAGCAGCCCAGUUUCCAGCAGGAAUUGACCCUCAAGCUUGCCCGAACUACCCAAUUUGCGAAAACCCAUCCGUAGCAGUUAAUCAAGUUGCAGCAUCUGCUUACUCUUCCCCCUACCAAACAUCGCAGUACAGUCAACCCCAAUACAACCAGCCUCAGUACACCCAACCCCAAUAUUCUCAGCCUCAGUAUGCUCAACCCCAGUACAACCCUUCAUCUCAGUAUCAGCAGGCCCAAUCCAGGUACACCUCCAGCCCAGUUCAACAGUACAAUUUGGCACAACCCGCCCCAGUUCAACUCCAACAGAGGCAGUACAACCUAGCUCAACCCCAGUUCACUCCAAAUCAGGGUUACAAUCCUGCACCACAGGCAGCUCAAAACCAAUAUCCAUCCCACGUGCAAGCUGCUUUAGACAGGGGAGAAUAUAUUGGAGAUGGUGAUUACCACGGAGAAGGUCUCGCAGAAUCUGGAGCUCAAUCUCAGGGACCUGCCGCACCAGCCCAAGCAUACAAUCCAGUGGCCUACCAACAAGCCUACUCUGCACAAAUCCCACAGCAAGCAUACCAAGCUGCAGCCCAACCAGCUGCAUACCAUGGAGCUCAACAACCAGCUCAACUACCAGCAGGAUUGGCACCUGGUGCUUGUCCAAACUACCCCUUCUGCCAGCAAUAGGCUGUAAGAAGACUGCUUACUGUGUUAACGUAUUAAGUUAUUUCUUUCUAUCUGUGAAUACCUCUGUAUAAUUUAUUUCAUUAAAAAAACUUGUAUACGA